AUGCUCCACUCCCCUGGCGUUCACACCUUGCAGCUGCUCACCCAGGCGGCCGCCUGCAUCCUCCUCUUCCCCCGCUUUCUGCUCACCGCCGUGAUGCUCUGGCUCCUGGAUUUUCUGUGUAUUAGGAAGAAGAUGCUAACGAUGCCCACGGCGGAGGAGGUGGCAGGCGCCAGCGAAGAGCCGCCCCCUGACGACCCCCCGGUCUGCGUGUCCGACUCCAACCGCAUGUUCACGCUGGAGUCGCUGAAAGCCGUGUGGCACGGGCAGAAGCUGGACUUCUUCAAGUCGGCGCACGUGGGCUCCUUGGCCCCCAACCCCGAGGUGAUCCAGCUGGACGGGCAGAAGAGGCUCCGCAUCCUGGACUUCGUCAGCGGGAAGAGGUCCUUCCAGCGCCUAGCGUCGCACUUCGUGGACAUUGCCGACUUCCUACUGGUGUACAUCGAAGAAGCACACCCCUCCGACGGCUGGGUCAGCUCGGACGCAGCCUACAACAUCCCCAAACACCAGUGCCUCCAGGACCGGCUGCGGGCAGCUGAGCUGAUGCGGGAAGGGGCACCCGAUUGCCCCUUGGCCGUGGACACCAUGGACAAUGCUUCCAGCGCCGCCUACGGUGCCUACUUCGAGAGGCUCUACAUCAUCCAGGAGGAGAAGGUGAUGUACCAGGGAGGUAGAGGACCAGAGGGCUACAAGAUCUCGGAGCUGAGGACCUGGCUAGACCAGUACAAAACCAGCCUCCAGAGCCCCAGCACAGUGGUCAUCCAAGUGUAA
Nestor notabilis (Kea) is the source of this 768-nucleotide messenger RNA. It is a transcript of the gene DIO3, whose product is annotated as deiodinase, iodothyronine, type III. The transcript has 2 exons. Gene Ontology annotation, molecular function: thyroxine 5'-deiodinase activity. NCBI's taxonomy places the organism in Eukaryota, Metazoa, Chordata, Aves, Psittaciformes, Psittacidae. The coding region runs from base 1 to 768 and encodes 255 amino acids. The record is from RefSeq and is a predicted model, not a curated record.